Messenger RNA from Vitrella brassicaformis, 1797 nucleotides. Lineage: Eukaryota; Vitrellaceae. The record is from the annotation of a GenBank genome assembly.
CGCUGCACACAUCGUUGUCUCUACAAUGAAUGCACCUGACUUCGUUAUCCCUCUGUCCUCUCAUCCACCCACUUGCCAAGCCAUCGCAUCCCUCCCUCCCUCUCCCAUCACACUUCAUCGCCAUCCAUCCAUCCAUCCAUCCACCCCACAUCAGCACUCCCCCACCCACAGGCACAUGCACCCCCCCAUGUGUGUCAAUCGGAAAAAACCAGCGCUUGCAUCUCUUCUCGCUCGAAAAAGUGACUGCCUCUCUCUUUGUGCUGUGUCACUCGUAGUGUGCGAUGGGGUGGUGGACAUCCCACUAUAUGCAGACAGACAGACAGACAGACACACUGGAUCGAAGCACACACCCACACGCGCAUCUCCGGCGCACGGUCGAAAACUCUCUCGCACAAGGCAUUCAGCAACAAACCUGUACGUAGCGGCAGACAGCUGUGGAUCCCCUUUGCCUCACGGACUCGAUCAGUCACGCUCGACGUCAUAUACAGUGCUGCUGACUGCCACAUCAGCAGCACCGCGUUCGACGCCCGGUGCAAUCGGGUCGGAUCCCGUGAGUGAGGCAGAAGAGAGAGACGGACAGCGCAGCCACUCAGUCAGACAGUGCGGCACGGCGGACGUGGCAGGCACAGCAUACAGACAGACAGACAAAUCGACUCACUCAGUCAUACAGACGUACAGGGAAAAAUCACAGGUGGCGACGGACACGGGACGCAGAUCAUCGACCCGCGUGAGCAGUCGUGGGGAGCAGGAAGUGUAUUCAGCCCGCUGGUGCUUUGGUCAGCCAGCGGGACCGAACUGCACCACCCACACCAACACGACAGCCACACGGGACCGGUUCGCAUCGCACCGUCAUCCGAUUCUCGCUACAUGUGUCGGUCCAGCCAGACCAGGCCAGGCGACGAAAUAUGCACUCACGCAUGCAUGAGGUGUAUGUGCGUGUGUGUGUGUGGACUCACUCACGAAAAAGCAGCAAGGAACAAGACGGACAAACCACAGCACACACGUGCGUGCGCAUCCACACAGACAGACAAACACUCACCCAAUCACUGACUCAUCAUGCUUGGUGGGAAGAAUCGCCCACACAAGCGCAGUGGCCUCCGCCGCUCCACUCACUCAUCUCCCAGUGUCGCAAGCACCACCGCUCCCACGUAUAUACUCAACACCACACAAACAAACUCACGGCAUCCAGCGGGCCAGUCUCUCAGAUAUUCAGUGUGUGUCUGUGUCUGUCAGUCAGCCGUCUGUCAUCAUUUCUCGGAGGUGUGUUUGUAGCCUUUGUUGAAGAUGGGUUGGUAGUGCUUGGACUUGCGGCGCAGGGACCUUAGCAGGUAGGUGUUGUCGCCGUGGUCCUUCUUCUCAGUCGUUGACGGCGUGUAUGUGCCGCCCUGCACCACGCACACAAACAGAGAGCCCAGAUGCACUCAGCGUGUUGUGCAUGUCUCUCUCUGCAGUGUGCUUGCUGUGUGUACCGGGCUGCCGUAAGGCGACUGGGCCAUCAUGCGUGUGUUCCAGGAGCCCCUGAAGCAGUAAGUGGCGGGCACCGACACGAACCCCUCAGUCGCCUCCAGAAUGGUAGUCGCAUCCACGUCCUGCAGAGAGGACAGGCAACCAGGACAGAGUGGAUGCAUCCCUUGCCUCAAGCAUGCCCCAUUGCUCACGUUGGAUGCAGCGGUGGCCAUGCUCAGCACAGCAAGGAGGGCCAAAGCAGCAGCAAGAAAACGCAUCAUCGUCGUAACAGACAGAUGGAUGGAAAGAUGCACUAAGACAGCGUGUUGAUGGCACAGGGCACCAGCGGCG